GAAUUUCUCGUUUUAAUCAUAAGUGUCAAACAAUAUUUUUUAUAACGACUCCAUUUAAAAUUCAAUUGAGAAUUUUAAUUACAAAAAAAAAAAUUUCCUAAAAAAUUCAAAAUUUUACAAGGGAACAUUUAAUGUAUUUGUGCAACAAUUUAUGUUUUUUUUUUAAAUUCAGUGUCUCAUUUUUUAAUUUAUUGAUGAAUUCCAUUUAGAUAAAAAUUUAGUGAUAUAAAUUUUUGAAAUUAAUAGUCAAUACAAAGUAUUUUUUUUUAGUUUACUUUUUAUUUACAUGCGCGCGUGUAUAUAAACAAAGAGAUAAGAGGAUACUUAGAAAUUAUCUCUGUCUCGUGAACGACAGUCGCUCCCUGAUUUCUAUAGCAAAUUAUUUAUCAGUACAGUAAAAUUAUGGAGAAACAGCUGAUUUUUCAUGAAUAGUUCUAUAGUUUCGUCCAUUAUAAGAGAAAGGUCUAGUGAACUCGCGCCACACGACGUUCAAAAAUCGAACUUUAAAUGCAGGAGUAAACUUUUUCUAAAACAUCACAAAAGUUUAUAUAAAUUUUCAAAAACGUUUACAAAAAAUACCAACCUACUCAAGUUUUAGUUUUCAAUUCAGUGAAUUCAAAAAUAAUUUAAAAUUUUGAAUUUUUAAAUCCGUAUUUUUUGAACUUUGUUUGUUUACACGGUAGAGGUCGGCCCCUCACACAGAAACACUGCACGGAUGCAAUUAAAUACAUAAAUAUAUUGCAUUGAUUGUAAUUAAAUGAAAAUACAUUAAUACAAUUAUAUGUAAAUAUAUAAAUCCAAUCGGAUAUAAAUAUAUUUAUAAAACUAAUAAAAUAAUAAUAAAAUCAGUGCAAUAAAAUAAAAAGUGCAAUUGACGUCUGUGUAAAUGGUCUCCGAGUAAUUUUGAUAUGUGUCAUACUUUAUAUUGUUUCUAUAUGACAGCGACUGGCCCCAUAGUAAUCGAUAUAUUUAUAAAAUUAAUAUAAAUAAUUCUAAUAUAUAAAUUGUGUUCUUUUUUUUUUAAAUUUGUGCGCCAAAAUGGGAAUUCGACGUGAAAAAUUAAAAUUGGUGGAUUACGAUAAUGAAAAUUAAAAAUGUAUGACGAAUUGACUGAUAAUUUUAUAAUUUUACUGUGAUAAAUAAUAAUAAAAUAUAUUUAAUGAUAUAACUGUAUAAUUAAUUAUAUUAUUUAUUUAAAAGUGUAGUGAAGUGAAAUAUAACGAUAUUCAAAAAUGAAAGUUAAUAUAAUGAUAAAUAAAGCCUUCCAGGUGAUAAUUUACUUGAUAUUAUUCAUACCAUGGAUUGAAAGUAUCCGUCAUCUUAAUGAAUACAUCCGUCAUUACGAGCCGCUGUCAUAUUCCACGGAAAAAAUUCACCAAAGUCAUCUGCGUGCCAAAAGAUCUGUCACCCAGAACAAUGUCAUCAGCAUUAAGUUCAAUGCUCACAGCAGAAAUUUUCAUAUUCGUCUCAAGAGAGACCUGAGUACAUUCAGUGACAACCUCGUGAUCGAGGGCCCCUCCGGGGAAAUCGAAGAUAUUGAUUCGUCACACAUCUACGAAGGACAUCUUGUAGGGGAGUCAAACAGUUACGUCUUUGGUAGCAUCAGUGAUGGGGUUUUUCAUGGUAAAAUCGUUUCAUCAAAUUCGGGUGCCUGGUUUGUUGAAAGAGCUCACUAUUAUUUCCCUCAUCAUGCUAUUAAUGAAUCGUUACAUUCAGUUAUAUACCACGAGAACGAUGUCGUCGACCCGUAUGCGAACAUAAGAAAGGGAGAUUCCAGGGGCUGUGGUAUCACUGAAGAAAUCGCUGAGUGGAUGUCGAAAGUACAGAAUUCGGCAGAAACUGUAUUUCCGUAUCAGUCAUCAGCUUCGGUGCCGCACAAAAACUUUACGAAAAAUACCAACGGCAAUAUUGGAUCCAGUGAAAAAUGGGAGAGCCCGAGUCACAAAUACACCAAGGAAGCGAACAUUUUAAACCAUCGUCGAAGCACGCGAGCAACUCGACCUAAAGAAGAAAACAGAAACACGUGUUCUCUCUUUAUUCAAACAGAUCCAUUUAUUUGGCGGCAUAUUUCCGAACAUCUACAACGCGACGCUGAGAAAACACGAGAAGAAAUCCUGUCUCUGAUAGCUCACCAUGUCACUGCCGUUAAUUAUAUCUACAGGGACACUAGAUUUGAUGGUAAAAGUGAACACCGGAACAUCAAAUUUGAGGUACAAAGAAUAAAGAUUGAUAACGAUACCGCAUGUUCACAUCCGCUUGAGUCAAAGCCCAACGUAUUUUGUAUGGAAAAUAUUGAUGUCAGUAAUUUUUUGAACCAACAUUCCCUGGGCAAUCAUGAAGACUUUUGUCUCGCAUACGUUUUUACUUACCGAGAUUUUACUGGCGGUACACUCGGACUGGCCUGGGUGGCAUCCGCAUCUGGUGCAUCUGGAGGAAUAUGCGAAAAAUAUAAAACUUAUACUGAAACCAUUGAAGGGAUGUACCAGUCUACCAAAAGGUCAUUGAAUACCGGAAUCAUAACUUUCGUUAAUUAUAACAGUCGGGUUCCGCCAAAAGUAUCCCAACUAACUCUGGCUCAUGAAAUCGGGCACAACUUUGGGUCACCGCACGACUUUCCUCCAGAAUGUAGACCUGGAGGCCUGCAUGGAAACUACAUAAUGUUUGCCUCAGCUACCAGCGGCGAUCGCCCAAAUAAUAGCAAAUUUUCAAAGUGCAGUAUCGGAAACAUCAGUAACGUUCUCGAUGCUAUGGAAAGCAAUCAGAAGCGCAACUGUUUCACUGCAUCCGCAGGUGCGUUCUGUGGAAAUAAAAUAGUCGAAGCAGGUGAAGAAUGCGACUGCGGUUAUGAUUACGUCGAGUGUACGGACAAAUGUUGUUACCCUCGUCAGGUAUCUGAUUACGAUAAGAGUCAAAAUGAGACCGCGAAAGGAUGCAGCCGAAGAGUUGGGACCCAGUGCAGUCCGAGUCAGGGUCCUUGUUGCUCAAGCGAAACUUGUCAAUUCAUUCCGUUGUCUGCUAGAAUGGAAUGCAAAGUGGAAUCAGAGUGUAGUUACAAUUCUACAUGCAAUGGUAUGACAUCAGAGUGCCCUCCGUCUUUACCUCGAGCUAACAAGACGCGAUGCAAUGAAGGGACACAGCUCUGCAUAAAUGGCGAAUGCACUGGGUCAAUUUGUCUCAUAUGGAAUCUAACUGAGUGCUUUUUGACCAGUAAUAUUAUUCCUAAUAUUGAUAAAAGAAAACUAUGUGAACUAGCCUGCCAAAAUGGAACGGACUUGUCGACUUGCCAAAGCACAAGUGAAUUCGCACAGAAUGUUGGGUUACCAGAAGGCGGCAUAAGCCUUCGUCCAGGCUCUCCCUGUGAUAAUUUUCAAGGCUACUGUGAUGUGUUCCUUAAAUGCCGUGCUGUUGAUGCUGAAGGUCCGUUGGCUCGGUUGAAAAACCUUCUUUUUAACAAAGAGACGCUUUUGACUGUAGCCCAGUGGGUAACGGAGUACUGGUGGGCAGUUUUAUUAAUGGGAAUAGCUUUCAUUAUUUUUAUGGGGCUUUUUAUAAAAUGUUGCGCCGUACAUACGCCAUCUAGUAACCCAAAAAAACCACCUGCUCAGCGGAUAAGUGAUACGUUGAGAAGACCAAUGAAUACUUUUAGAAGAAUGCGAUAUCCAAAUAACACUGCAGUAUCAAGGCAUAUCCCGAGCUCUGAUGCCACCAGGAAUAAUGUUCGUUCUUCCUCUUAUGCCACCGGUGAAGAUCGGAGGGGGGCAAUAUUAUCCUAAAAGCUCAUGAGUUCUAAGCUGUCAUAUACCUGAAGAUCAGAAGGUUUUUCGCGGAACGAAAUGAAAAGUAAAGGAUCUACUGGAUCUAGAUUUUUGGUGUUCCGCUGGUCAGCCGAAAAUUGCAGGCUUCCCCAAACUAUUCCUUAUAGAGGGAAAGGGGUCUGAGAUACAGAAAAAGAGGAUAUUUUUAGAGUAUGUUCUUUAUUAAAAUUCGGAAAAUUUGUGACAUUAUUAAGCAUCAUUUCAAGAAUAUUCUGCUAAAUUUUCAUGAAAAAAUAUUGAAAAAUAAACGAGUGGUAGUGGGGAGAGACGAGUCACCUCAAAAUAAAGUCUCCAUGUAGGCAGGAUAACUCAUGACUGCCUCAUCUGAAAUCAAAGAACCAAAAAGAUUUUUUUAGUACAUAAGUAUAUCUUAGAUUUGAACGAAGGAUUUUUUUUUUCAAUAA
Messenger RNA from Microplitis mediator, 4219 nucleotides. It is a transcript of the gene kuz, whose product is annotated as disintegrin and metalloproteinase domain-containing protein 10. Lineage: Eukaryota; Metazoa; Arthropoda; Insecta; Hymenoptera; Braconidae. The transcript has a single exon. The coding region runs from base 1233 to 3773 and encodes 846 amino acids. Gene Ontology annotation, biological process: Notch signaling pathway; membrane protein ectodomain proteolysis. The record is from RefSeq and is a predicted model, not a curated record. Gene Ontology annotation, cellular component: plasma membrane. Gene Ontology annotation, molecular function: metalloendopeptidase activity.